GUUAUAUUUUUAUGAAAAUGGACAUGAAGCUGCUGACAGUCGUGGCUGCGCUGACUGUGCUCAUGUUUGCACCUGGUUCUCAAGCAAAGCCCAUCAGCCUGGUUGAGCGUUGUACCUGCCGUUCAGCUGUUAACAACGUCCCACGAGGCUACAUUCGAGAGCUCCGGUUCAUCCACACACCUAACUGCCCCUUCCAAGUCAUUGCUAAGCUGAAGACAAACAAGGAAGUGUGUGUGAACCCUGAGAUCCGGUGGCUGCAGCAGUAUCUGAAGAACGCCAUCAACAAGAUGAAGAAAUCCAAGCAGGGCAUUUGAGGGCCUUCAUCGCAGAUACUGUAUGUAUCACAUCGUCAUCUAACGUGUUAUACAGCACCUGUCCAGCUGUUCUACUGCAGCCUUUUGCAUGGAACGUAUCUACACCUCUUCACCACGAACACCAUCUCAGCUGUGCUCUAUCACCACCACGCUCACGUCUUUUAGCAAAUACUUUAUGGUGCCACGUGCCAUUAUCUAUGUGAAUGUUUGUUUUGCUAACCAUACUGUAUAUACAUUUUGGUUAAUGGACAUUAAACAAUAAAAAGGUAUUUAAUUGUUUUGGAGAUGUCCCUCUAGCCUUUAAUAAAAAGUGCAUAAACUGAGGCCAAUGUGUUUAGAAAUGGAAGAGAAUGAUGUUCACACCAUGCAUCCUUUUGUAAUUAAGAGAGUUUGGUUUGUUAAACCAUUACAUUACAAGUGAUCCUAAACAUCAUAUCUGCUUGUCAGGAACAUAUGUUUUCAAAUAGUUUAAAAUGGCAAACUAGAAAUUAUUUAUUCUUUAGAAAAAAUAAAUAAGUUUGUUAAUUGGCACCAAGAAAUGUCAAUGUGGACCAGCUGCCCUCAGACUGAACUCAAUAUCCAAAUAAAACCUGCAACUAGACUGUUUUUCGUAAAAGAAUUGGGAUGCCAGAGGAGCCUGAGUGUUUCCUGAGCUGUGCUGUGGCUUGUGCAACCCUGAUCCAUCCCAUAUGCUUUUUCUGUCUCAGAUUUAGAAAAUGGAACUUUUUGUUCCUGAAAACUUUUAAUUAGGUAGCCAAUGAGUUCAGACGUAAAGCUGAAUCAGUAAACUAAGAGGAGGGAAGAACAGGUCCUGAUACUCACAAAUCAGAGCUGACAGCGUUUGUCUCUGUCUGGGUUGCACAAACGUGCACGCCCAGGAAGGGUGCACAUCAAAUUAAGAACAGUUUCCAUGUGAGAAUUUAACACUAAAACACUGUUAGCUGCUGAGAAAGAAGCUCCAAAUGGAUUGAUGUGUAUGGAUGUGACUAGACGUCACGCAUGUAUCAAUGCACUUUAUAUCUGAUGUAUUUUCUUGUGUUAA
Messenger RNA from Nematolebias whitei (Rio pearlfish), 1356 nucleotides. RefSeq names its product chemokine (C-X-C motif) ligand 12a (stromal cell-derived factor 1) (gene cxcl12a). Gene Ontology annotation, biological process: axon guidance; induction of positive chemotaxis; positive regulation of cell migration. Gene Ontology annotation, cellular component: extracellular region. Bases 12 to 314 code for a protein of 100 amino acids. Gene Ontology annotation, molecular function: chemoattractant activity; chemokine activity. The record is from RefSeq and is a predicted model, not a curated record. The transcript has 4 exons. NCBI's taxonomy places the organism in Eukaryota, Metazoa, Chordata, Actinopteri, Cyprinodontiformes, Rivulidae.